AUUGGAUUCGGUUUGUAGAGCGGACAGCGGCUUGUACAGUGAAGACAGUGAACGAGAUGACGACAUGAAGACCCCUGACCGAUCAACAGACCACAUAUCCGCUUCUGACGACGACUUGUGGUCUCCGAGGGGCGCGCCCUUGAAAGACACCAGGAGCAGGAACGACUCGAACUCCUCCUGCAGCCCGAAGUCCCCAGCGAGUCCCCGGUCGGAGUCGGACCUCCUGACGCCGUCCCUGGGAUCCCCGACGCUGAUGAUCACGGAGGAGGAGGAAGAGGAGUCCUCGUGGGCCGUUCGCGAGGCCAAGAAGGGCGGCGCCUUGACCUCGACCUCGACCGCGAUCAUCGAGGGGCUGGAGAAGGAGGUGCAGUGGAUCCAGGAAUCCCUGGACGCUGCCGAGAAGGAGUGGGAUCAGGAACAAAGCUUGUACUCCAAGGACGACAACGACGCCUAUGGGAAGUCCGGAGUCUUAGACGAGAAGCUGCGGCACGUGGAGGCCGAGAGGGUCCGACUCGCCCUCCUCGAAGAUAAACUGAGGCAUCUCCUUCAGGUGCUGCUGACCUUGGCGGACCUGAACCUCUCGCGCCGAACCCUCGGCCGCCUGAUCCUCGAGGCCGUGGAGGACGCCGCAGGAGCCAAGAUCGGGGAGGUGAGGACCCUCGCGAGCCUCAGGGACAGCGACGUGUCUCCUCUGGCGUUCCUCCCUUCCUUCCUCUCCUCGACGAGCAGCUACCACACGCUAUCCACGGAGACCCUCGUCCACUUGGCGCUUCGGGGUCUCACUCGUCCCCCUCAGAUGCCUCAACUCCCGGACCACUUCGAAGCUACUCUCGGCUAAUCGGCGGCGCUUCGGAGAGAUAAGAGAUAAGACGGCAAUGAGAGAUAUGUAGAUAUGGGUGGAAAGAAGGGAAGAAUGGUGAUUUGAGUGAAAAGGAGAUAUUCUGGAAAAAAUAGACGAUAAUGAGAGUGAUAUGUAGGCAAUAUGGAAAGAAGGAAGGAAUAGUGUAACGAAAAGGAGAUAGUAAAAGAAAGUGAAAGUAAUAUGCAAAAGACUGCCAUACUGUACUUUAUUUUAGGGCAGAAAUAACUUCUAAGAUUUAAAGAAGAAACUCUCAUACCUGCAAUAUUCCAUACUAUAUUUUUUCUUAUAAACUUAGAAUACAUUUGAGUAUUGUCUCAAGAUGUUCAAGAGGUAGUGGUUGUGAACGUGUGUUUAUCUUUUAUUCUCGUUUAGACACACUAAAUAACAAUUCAGGAAUAAUACAGUACUGAAUAAGUAUGUAUUUAAUUAUACGCGCAUUAUUAAGGUAUGGAACGAAGCAUUCCCUCAUACCACAAUAUAGAAAUAAACACACUCAACCGAUCCGUCUAAUAUGUAAAUAAGAGGUUCAGUUCUUCCGGUAUGCUGUUCUCAAACUUUUAACUAAUUUUCCGAAAUGUCUCUAUGCUGCCACUUAGAUUUUUUUCUGGUUGCUUAGAUCUUGUGCAUUUAAUAUAUGUAUGUAUAUAUUUUUUCACAUUUUUUCCUUUUAGAACAUGAUGCUUCACAAAGGGAUUAAUCACAUUACGAGAACUUCAAUCAAUUUAAUAUCAUUCGCCUUUUAAAAUCAUUUUCCAUUUCAUCGAAACGGUAUAUUGUAUCAGGAAGAAAUAAGUUCAGAUUAUAAAUAGGUACAUGAAGAAAAAAAAUAACAAAUCUGUGUCACAUCUGAAUCAGAUUGCAAUAUGAUAAGGUUAUCGCUUUUAUAUCACGAAAUAGUGUAUCUUCAAGCAUUGGUUAUCAUAUCUUCAAUUUGAGACGAUUUAUAUUAUUUCUGUUUAGUAUCAACUCGAGAUACUGAUCAAGAAGUGAUGCCAACCAUUGUAAGAAUCUGCUUCAUCGUAGAGGAGAUGAUGCAAGACUUCAGAAAGCGAUAAGAGCAAUAACGACGACGAUGACAACAACAGCAACGACAACGACAAAACAACGACAACGACAACGACAACGACAACGACAACGACAACGACAACGACAACGACA
Molecule: messenger RNA, 2020 nt
Organism: Penaeus vannamei (Pacific white shrimp)
Lineage: Eukaryota; Metazoa; Arthropoda; Malacostraca; Decapoda; Penaeidae
Source: RefSeq, a predicted model, not a curated record